AUGUAUAAAAAAGCUUGUGGUGCGACUGCUGGCUGCACAGAACCGGAACCUGAUAGAGACCCAAUAAUUAUUAGAGAUGCAACGAAAACCAAUUUUACAGAAUGUGAUUAUAAUGACUAUGAUAUAGUUAAGGCGGUUCAGUAUGGUGCUAUAAAAAGAGUGCAAGAUUUAGUAGAUGCUGGAUAUGAUGUCAAUCAACCAGACAAUGAUACUGUAUCUCUAUUACAUUGGGCUGCAAUCAAUAAUCGAGUAGAAAUUAUAAAAUAUUUAUUAGAAAAAAAUGCAACAGUUGACGUAAUUGGAGGUGAUUUAAAUGCUACUCCAUUGCAUUGGGCAUCCAGACAAGGGCACUUAGCGUCUAUUGUACUUCUCAUAAAAGCUGGAGCGGAUCCAGAAAUCAUGGACGCCGAGGGCUGUAAUUGCAUGCAUUUAGCAUCACAAUUUGGUCACACAGCAGUCGUCGCAUAUUACAUAGCUAACAAUAUUAGUCCAGAUUCAUUUGAUACGGGUGGAAUGACAGCUCUUAUGUGGUCAUCAUGGAAAAUCAUGUCUCUUGAUCCUGUAAGACUUCUACUAACACUCGGAGCGAAUCCAAAUCUUCAAGACUUGACACACGGAAACACCGCUAUGCAUUGGGCAAUAAUGGCGAGAAAUCCAAGAGCCAUUUAUACAUUAAUAUUCAAAGGAAAAGCUAAUUUAGAUAUAAGCAAUCAAAGAGGUGACACCGCUUUGCAAUUACUCCAACAACAUAUCAACUCUCCAUGGAUUCACUACGAAGUCGCUGAUAGAAUUAAGGAUAUCACUCAAAGAAGAUCGAACGCAAAUAUUCUCAUGAAAUUAACCAUGAACCAAAGACUUCGAUGGUGGACGUUGGUGAUUCUUCCAUUUGUUUUUCUUUUCACCAUUGGACUUAUUAUAUCAAUUGACACCUUCUUCAUACUCAAAAUUCUUAUACUCUGCGUGUUUUGUGCCAUCGUAUCAAUUGUCAAACGUAUAAUGUUAGAUGAUAAUCUUCAAUCUCAGCUUCCACUUUAUUUCUAUUGGGCAAGUAAAGCUUUCUUCUAUGUGUCAUGGGCAUUCUAUAUAAGUCGAGUUGUUUCAUCAUUUGUAACGUUGCUAUUUAUAUUCGUCAACAUUCUUCUUUGGAUCGCCUUUAUAAGACUUUGGAAAGGUGAUCCAGGCAUCAUCAAGACUACACACAGUCAACGAUUGAAAACAAUUAUUGAACUGUCAAACAUGACAUUAGAGAAGGGAAAAAAUGGAUUUGAACCGACGAAAUUUUGUUCAGCUUGUCUCGUCCAGAAACCUCUGAGAUCAAAGCAUUGUUCAGUAUGCGAUCAUUGCGUGGGUAAAUUUGAUCAUCAUUGUCCAUGGAUUGGCAAUGACGUUGGAGUUGGCAAUCAUCAAACAUUUAUGUUGUUUCUGUUCUUGAUUCUUUCUGUCAUGGUUCUUAUAUUCUAUGGAGGUGUCAUGUUUUAUUCCGUCGAAUGUAAUUUUACCGUUGCUGAUGGAAUUUGGAAUGCAAUAUUGACAAUUGAAAGUUGUUCGCCUUGGGUUGCGUGGAUGAUGAUAAAUGGUUGGUUUCAUCUUCUUUGGGUGUCAAUUCUUACCACAAUUCAAAUUUACCAAAUUGUUUUCAUCGGUAUGACCACAAAUGAGAGAAUAAAUCGAGGAAGGUAUAGACAUUUUAUGGAACUAGGUGGGAAAUCGCCAUUUAAUCUUGGACCAUGGCGAAAUCUCGCUGAAUUCCUUCGCUGCACUUGUUGUGGUCUUCUUAAAUUCAAAAGUAACAAUUGGAUGGCAUUUUCAAAUAGAAAUGACGAAAACUUGAUAGUACCGGAUGAACAAUUGCAAUUUGUUUAAACUUUUGGCUGUUUACCUUUGCUCCAUUUCAAAGCAUUUGUCAUUGAAUGAAGUUGUAGAUAUUUUUAAAUCAAAGUUGUCAUCGAAUGAAAGA
Molecule: messenger RNA, 1957 nt
Organism: Clunio marinus
Lineage: Eukaryota; Metazoa; Arthropoda; Insecta; Diptera; Chironomidae
Source: the annotation of a GenBank genome assembly